Molecule: messenger RNA, 2021 nt
Organism: Aegilops tauschii subsp. strangulata
Lineage: Eukaryota; Viridiplantae; Streptophyta; Magnoliopsida; Poales; Poaceae
Molecular function (GO): phosphatase activity
Source: RefSeq, a predicted model, not a curated record
GGCCGGCCACAGCUGUCCCUGGCGGCAUGACAUGUGGGCCCGGACCGCGGGCGCGGCCCACCGGUCAGUGAACCCGUCGAAGACGAGUGGAGACGGCCUAUACCAAAUCGGAGACCGAGCCCUCAUAAUUCUCCUCUCUCGCCCUCUUGUGAUUCCGGUGCGUCUUCCCCUCCUCUGUGCCUGCGCGCACCGGCUUUCCUCCCCCUCCUCUCUCCUCCCUCCGUCCGCCUCCGGGAGAGGCCGAGAGAGAGGGAGAGAGAGAGGACGCGCCGGAGCUACCCGCGGCAGCAUCGUCCCGUCUCGAUCUGCGUUGUACUCCUUGACCAGCUAUGGCUUUUAUCAAUUCAAAGUCAGACUCAUUUCAAGCCUUCCGUCUAAAACAGAACUUAGACAGCUUUGGCACUCUGAACUGCUGAUCAAGAUGCCAGCACUGAGAAUGAAGAGGAAGUUUGAUGAUGACAUUUUCGGGAAUGAGUUUGACACCAAAUCCAUGAAAUCGAUGAAAAUCUCGAAUUUUCAAGUUGAUGAGUUCGAGCAGGCAUUUGUGUUGAACUCGUCUUACAAGGACCCUCAGGAUGAGCCUGAGUCGACAACUCAACUAGCUGGCCAGGAUAUUAGGGUUACAGAAUUUUCUGGCUUGCAUGCUAUACUUGGAGGAACAUCCGUUGCUCUGCUGAAGGAUUUAAUAUCUGAAACUGUUGUUCCACCAAAUUUGGAGCCUGAUUCCUUAUCUAAUAAUGAUGACGGCAAAUCUCAGUCAAAUGUAGUGAACACCGGUGAUAAAGAGUUUGCAGAUGAAGAUGUAAAUUCUGCAGCACAAGAUAUCUGUGCUGUCAAUAAUCAUGAGAAAAGCCUGGGCUCAAACCUGGAUUGCAGCCUGUUGGAUAUUUAUAAUCCUGAUGAUGCUUUUCCUUUCUUAUUUGAUGUUCCAACUGGUCUCCUGGCUAGUUACAGUACAUUUUGUGAUGAAUUUGUACCCAUCGAUUCAUUGAUAGACAUGAGUGGCAUAUGCGGAGUAUUUCCACUUAAUGAGAGCACCGUGGAAGGUGGCAAUGGCAAUGAACCAUGCCCAUCACCAGGGGAUAUGUGCUUUAAUAACUCUGGUGGGGAGUGCUUUAGCCAUUCUGAGGUUUUAGACUGGCUUAAUCCAUAUAUGGAUGAGGAGGAUUUACCUAAUCUUAUUGAUUAUACCGAGUUGAGCUCAAAUGCUGCUUGUGUAUCUAAAGAGCAAGGGGCCAGGAAGGUCACUCUUGUGCUUGAUUUGGAUGAAACCCUUGUUCAUUCAACUAUGGAGCACUGUGAUGAUGCAGAUUUUUCUUUUCCAGUGUCCUUUGGUAUGAAAGAACAUCUGGUAUAUGUGAGGAAGAGACCACAUUUGCAUAUGUUCCUCCAGAAGAUGGCUGAGAUGUUUGACGUUGUUAUAUUCACAGCAAGCCAAAGUGUUUAUGCAGACCAGCUGCUUGACAGGCUCGAUCCAGAGAACACAUUGUUCUCGAAGCGUUUUUUCCGUGAGUCAUGUGUAUUUACGGAAAGUGGCUACACAAAAGAUCUGACUGUUAUUGGAGUUGACCUUGCAAAGGUUGCCAUAAUUGACAACACUCCGCAGGUUUUCCAGUUGCAAGUGAAUAAUGGUAUACCCAUAGAGAGCUGGUAUAACAACCCCUUUGAUGAGGGGUUACCUCAGCUGAUUCCAUUCCUGGAGACGCUUGCUGUUGCUGAUGAUGUCCGACCCAUAAUUGCCAAGAGGUUUGGCAACUAAAGGACAAUGGCUGAGGUUUUCCAGCAGGUGUUAGGAAGAGUUUGUUGGUUACUCACAUAGAGGAACAAGAACUUACAUGACACAUUGACCGAGCUAGUUGAGACUUGCCUUUUCCUUAACUUCAUUUACAUGUGUUUCAUAGGAUCAAGAAUUUUGGUGGCAGAGCUAUUCCUCGUGAAUUGUACAUAUCCUCAAACACUGUUAUAGAAUUUUGUACAUAAAAACUGUUAGAAAUGAAAGUGAACCCCUCCAAUUUUUCUUC